Octopus bimaculoides (California two-spot octopus) is the source of this 3744-nucleotide messenger RNA. Its product is annotated as neuroligin-4, X-linked. Gene Ontology annotation, cellular component: membrane. NCBI's taxonomy places the organism in Eukaryota, Metazoa, Mollusca, Cephalopoda, Octopoda, Octopodidae. The record is from RefSeq and is a predicted model, not a curated record. Gene Ontology annotation, molecular function: neurexin family protein binding.
GAGAGAGAGAGAGAGAGAGAGAGAGAGAGAGAGAGAGAGAGAGAGAGAGAGAGAGGAGAAGCAGUGUAAAUUGAAAAUUCUCUCCGAGAUCGUGGCGGUUCUUUCGUUAUACAAGCCAAAUCUAAGUGAUGUCCUUUUCAAAGACGUAAUCCAACUUCAAAGUGUCAUGCAAUCAAUAAGAAAUAUUCUCUUGCUAUUUCACCCGAAAGAGAAAUGGGUGGAAGUUUAACAUCGCCCUUUAUCGGAUCAGCAUGUGUCUCUAUUCUCCUUGUGGUUCUGGUUUUAAACAUUGGCGAGUGUGUGGUUUACAUGCGUACGUUAAGUGACCGGGUUGUGACCACACGUUACGGAACGGUCCGAGGUGUGAUGGUGGAAUUCCCUAACCGUCAUCUCAAACCAGUUGAUGCGUAUUUAGGAUUGCCGUACGCCUCUUUGCUUAGAGGCAACCUUCGAUUCAUGCCUCCCACCAGUCCAAUGGAAAAAUGGACCGGUACCAGAGUGGUUCUUGAUAUGAGUCCCGUGUGCCCACAGAAAGUUCCCGAUCUCAACGACUUAAAAGGAAAGGUACCUGAGAGCCGUUAUGAGCACUACAAAAGGAUAGCACCUUUACUUUCAAAACAACUUGAAGAUUGUUUAAGCCUUAAUCUCUAUGUUCCCAGACAAGAAUGGAACAACACGAACCCUAUGCCCGUAAUGGUAUUUAUCCAUGGUGAGUCGUACGAUUCCGGAAGCGGAAACGUCUACGACGGAAGUGUAUUGGCUAGCUUUGGCGAAGUCAUUGUUGUAACUGUUAACUACCGGCUUGGAGUGCUGGGUUUCUUGAGCACGGGGGAUGGUACUGCCUCUGGUAACUACGCCACACUUGAUCAAAUCGCAGCGUUACAUUGGCUGAAGGAAAACAUUGAGAGCUUCAACGGCGACAAGCAGAGGGUGACGCUGUUCGGACAUGGUCAUGGGGCGGCGUUGGUGAAUCUCUUGUUAGUUUCACCUGUUACGAAAGAUGGGACAUUAUUUCAACGUGCAAUACUCCAAAGUGGAUCAGCGUUAAGCUCUUGGUCUGUUGCCAACGAUCCAAUUGGCUGCACGCACCAGCUUGCCUUGAGCGUCAACUGUUCCAUCGACGAUUCACAAGACCUCAUUAAAUGUCUACGAAAUAAAACUUUCUCAGACUUAGUAAAAAACGCGCCGAAACCACCAAAAUAUUUUUCCUGUUUCGCACCCGUCAUCGAUGGUAAAAACAUCAUACCAAAGUCCGUGGAAGAGUUAAUUAAAAAACCAGUCUCAAUGUUUUCCAACGCAGAUCUAAUGUUCGGGAUCACAAAAAAUGAAGCAUAUUCUUACUUCGAUCAGGAGGACGUGGAAAAUGGAAUCUCCGAAGAAAAAAAGGAGAAAAUGCUACGUACUUAUGUACACAACAGGUUCCAGUUUCACAGACAAAAAGUUUAUGAAAUACUUGACCAUCACUAUGCCGAGUGGAGUAAGAAGACGACUCCGAAAAACCGCCGGGAUAGUCUUUUAGAACUACUCAGUGAUGGUCAAUAUAUUGCACCGUUACUAAAAGUGGGACAGCUGCAUGCUAAAACUGGCAAUACAUACUUUUAUUAUUUCACAUAUACGUCACAGUCUGAAGAAAAAGGCAAAUUGUCUGGGGGAGAUGAGCUUCCGUAUAUUUUCGGGGCUCCCUUAGUUGACGGCAUACAACCUUUUAGCACGUCAUCGUAUUCGAAGUCAGAACGAAUGCUAAGUGAAGCAGUGAUGCGUUACUGGACGAAUUUUGCAAAAUCUGGAGAUCCCAAUAAACCAGUAAAACAAGAAUCGGUUCAUGGCGGAAGAGUGAUUAAUCGUUUCAUGGACCUCAAUUGGCCAAAAUACGAAGAGGAGGAGCAGAAGUAUAUACAUAUUGGAAGGCGUCCAAAUGUGAAAGAAUAUUACCGGGGACAAAAAAUUUCUGUGUGGUUAGAAUUACUUCCGAAAAUUCACAAACCAGAUAACUGCAGUCCAGAACAUCAUCGCUUAGACAACUCAAAUAACAUGAGUACAUACGAUGAGCCGGAUAGGCUUUUUCACUUUACGGAUGUCUUCCCUUCUCCUCCUCCUGUCCCUCCCAUUACCCCUCCACCCAAAUCGCAUUCUCCUUCUACAAAUGGUGGUCCAUCAACACCUCCACCGAAUGGGUACAAUGUUGAGUACGCAAACGAUCUUUCAACUGGGACAACCCCAGAUUACGCGAUGGAUGAUCGACGAACUACGACGGGUACAAACUCACAGAGAGAUGCUAGUUCGGCUAUUAAAGAAGGAGAAAGUAUCGUUCCUCUCAGCAUCACUGUAGCUGUCGGCUGCUCAUUACUCUUCCUCAACAUACUCAUAUUUGCUGGUGUCUAUUAUCAGCGAGAACGUAUGAAAAAAUCUAGACGAGAAAAAGACGAUAUGGACGAGAUCAAAUUAUCAAGGAAGAUUGAGAAGGAGUCGAACAAAAUCGGUGGUGUGUCUGGAGUCGGAAGUAUGGGUGGAGGAAUGGGUGGAAGUAGUAUAGGAGGCCCUGAAACCGUUAGUUUAAUGUCAACACCCCCGACGCAAUCAUCACCUACUAGGCAGGCUCAACAUAAUAAUCCAUCAAAUAAUUCUAGUAAACAAAAUCCUAGCAAAAUACCCGCUUCGCAAGCGUAUUCAUAUAGCGCAUUGCCAACAACGUCUUCAUCACCUUUGCACAGGGCAUCCAAUACUCCAUCUUCCACACUUGACCAUCCUACGAAAGGAAGUUCGCCAUCUCGAAAGGUCAUACCGAAUGCUAUAAAAUCCAAAGAUUCCAUGGAAUCAAGCAAGAAAUCACAUCGAUCAUCGGGUAUUGACCAGGCAAAUAAUGCUAUUACGAUAGUGUGAGUGCUGCAUUUAUUUUUAAAGAAAGACAUAACAAAAAAACAUCUAUAAACAAUCGAGAAAGAUUUACCAAUUAUUUCACAAAACAAUUAUAACCAUUUAUAUGUGUGAAUAGUUAAUGUAUUUAUAAAGCACACCAUAAUAUGUCAUUCGGGCUGGAGACAUGUGGUUUCUUAAGUGGAAUCAACGUGCUGGAUACAUUUCCUUACGAUAUAUAAGAACUGGAUUCAAUUUUGAAAUAUCAGAGAUGGAAAGUUGAUGAUGAUGUUGAUGAUGAUGAUGAUAAUGAUGAUGAUGAUGGUGAUUAAUGUUUAAUAAUAACAACAAUACUAUUCAUAAUAAUAAUGAUAAUGGUGAUGAGGAAAAAUGACGAUGGCGACGAUGAUGAUGAUGAUAUUGAUGAUGAGAUUGAAAAUGACAAUGAUGAUGAUGACGAUGAUAAUAAUGAAAAUAAGGUUAUAAUGGUAAAGGAGAAAGGGUUUGACAGAUAAAAGAUAAUGUCGGAGGAAGUGUUGAAAGUCAUGAUGAUGAUGAUAAAGACAAUGACAAUAAUAAUGAAAAUAAUCAAUAAUAAAAUAAUGCUGAUCGAUUAAUGUCCUUUUCAGACGAAAACAAAAUUAAGGUUUAAACGAAAUUUUGAUGGAAAUUUUACAAUGCCUUAUGAAAUGAGAAAGCGAAGAAACAAGCAUUAAAUAUCCGUGGCAAAAGUCACGCAGAAAAUAAAUUUGGAGAAAUAUAAAAUGAAUAAAAUAAAAUAAGAAAAUAAUUAUUUUCAAAAUUUAGGUAAUGGCAAUUGAAAUUUUACAAGAAAACUCUCAGUGACUAGAUGAAAUUAAUAAAACAUUAUCUUUGGGCAUAUACAUACAU